Messenger RNA from Babjeviella inositovora NRRL Y-12698, 1240 nucleotides. Its product is annotated as transcription activator GCR1-like domain-containing protein. The transcript has a single exon. Lineage: Eukaryota; Fungi; Ascomycota; Pichiomycetes; Serinales. The coding region runs from base 127 to 870 and encodes 247 amino acids. The record is from RefSeq and is a predicted model, not a curated record.
AAAAACCUCUGCGUAGUCCCUAGCAUCAGGAGAGCCGUGCUCGUUAAUCAGCUCACCCUCGACCACACUUGGAUAGAUUCUACGCCUCUCGUUAUAUUCAGUAUACCACAUAACUCUUUGUUGCUGAUGUUCAGUACCACUCCUAUUCGUUAUCUUCCCCCUGCCCCUCCAAGACGAAUCGCCUCUGGGUAUUUAAGUCUCACCCCCGACUCUCUUGUGGGGGACCGCUUUUCGAUGACUCAUCUGAACCCCAGUAGUCCCACGGAACUAAAGGGCCCCACUGAUGCUGGGCUAUUGGAAAGAUUGGAGGGCACAGUCGAUGCCAUGUCCAAAGAAAUCGAAAGGCUCCACCAGGAUAUUCAUCGUUUGCGAAGUAAAUACAGAGCCAUGCAGGUGGAAUCCAAGCCACAGCCACGCCCUUUGGCUCGCAGCAACGCCUACACGCAGACUGGCCCUGAUACUUUGACAAAGCCAGCCAUAGGAUUACCCAAACAUAUGCGGCAAGCUCUUGUGCAAGCUGAAUACCCAGAUGGCCAUGGGUUUCGCUUCGCCAAUGCACCGGAGUCUAUCGAAGAAAUAUACACAGAGUUUUGCGAGCGAAGAAACAAUAUUCCGUGUCCCUUGGAAUUAGAAAGGCGGUAUGGAGAGGUCUGGCGUGGCAGGUCCGCCUACACACUGUCCAAGACUUACGGAAGGCGGAAGAUAGUGUAUGACACGGUGGAGAACGGCAUUCGUAACGGGCUUACGCGCGAUGGUUCCAUCAAGAUGCUUCAGAGGUUUCUUGACACGAACAAAAUAUCGUUGUCCGUUUGUAUGAACUCGAAAACGGUGAAGCUUCCUGAAGUCUUCAAAAAGCAUCAGUCCACGUGAAGGUUGGAUAACGAGCAUAUUUUAGCAUUUACUGGGAAAAACUCCACGCAUAACUUAUGAGUAAGGCUAGUUAGAACGGUCGAUGUCUCAAAUUAAAUCAGCGAUGCUUUUUUUUUUCUUUCACGCCCUUGGAAAUUCUCCGGUAGUAGAGCCGCAGGUCCGAAACGGUUUAUAAAAUGAAACCCCCAGAAAGAACAGGUUGAAAAAGUAGCUUAGAGCCUUGUAUAUCGAAGGUUUAAAGAGAUAAUGACCGCUAAGUGGUUCGAAAGCAUACGUCUUUUGAGAUCUGAUCUUGAGUCAGGCGCCUUAGAUCACUCGGCCAAACGGCCGUUAAUUUAGAUGAGGCAAAUCGCCACUAGAUAAAAUCUUU